Messenger RNA from Salvia miltiorrhiza (redroot sage), 1584 nucleotides. Its product is annotated as putative F-box protein At5g55150. The coding region runs from base 168 to 1271 and encodes 367 amino acids. Lineage: Eukaryota; Viridiplantae; Streptophyta; Magnoliopsida; Lamiales; Lamiaceae. The record is from RefSeq and is a predicted model, not a curated record. The transcript has 2 exons. Gene Ontology annotation, molecular function: protein binding.
UAUAGUGGAGUUGGCUGUAGAUCAAAGCGAAGGAAGUCAGCUGAAAUUUGUAUUCUGCCCUAAAGGAAGCUGUGGUUUGAAUAGGUUUCUGUUUAGGUAUUUAUCGUCUUCUAAUUGGAGAAUUGCGGUCAAAUAAUAGGCGUUUGUGCAAUCGUAUUUGCUCAGCAAUGGCAGAUUGGUCCAGACUUCCAUAUGAUAUCAUUCACAAGGUCUCCACAUAUAUAACAGCCAUUGAGGAUUUCCUUGCAUUUUCAGCUGUUUGUUGCUCCUGGAGAUCAGUUUAUUUGGCUAAACAAUGGCAAUUGGGUCCUCAGAUUCCAAUGUUGAUGUUCUCUGACUAUGAAAACAGUGGAUUUAGAAGCUUCAUUAGCUUGUGCAGAAAUAGGGUUUACAGUACUGAGCUGCCUGAGGUUCGUGGCAGACGGUGCUGGGGAUCUUCUUCAGGGUGGAUUGUAACUAUUGGUGAUGAUCUCCAAAUCCAUCUCCUUAAUCCCUUUACUCGUGUUUCUAUUUGUCUUCCGUCUAAGUCCUCGUUGCAAAUCCAGUUUAGUGAGAUUCUUGAUUGGCAUGAUAUCAUCCAGAAAGUGUUUGUAUUUAGGAAUCCAUUUAACUCAGGCGUGAAUGAAGAGGGCUUGCUGGUGUUGAUCAUAUACAGCCCUUUGAACCAGUUGGCCUUUUGUAGACCUGGCUAUAGUUCUUGGAAAAAUAUUAGAGAUACAAAUGAUGCCGGGUUUAUAGAUGCUGCGUGCUUAGGUGAUCGUAUUUAUGCUAUCCGCGACUUAGGGUCUCUCAUUGCUAUUGACAUAGAGAGCCUUGCCGUUGUGAACAUCACCGGCCAACACCAUCCUCGACAUGUUUCCUUAUCACUUCUUCCCCGGUGGGAUUGGGAGCGACUGUUCCUGGUGGAGUCUUCUGGAGAGCUCUGGAUAGUUCUCCAACGACACAAAUCCAUUAACUCAAUAGAGUUUCUGAUCUACAGUUUUGAUUUUGUCAAGAAGAAGUGGAUUAGGUUGAGCAGCUUGGGGAAUUCCGCAGUUUUUGUUGAUAGUAGCUGCUCUGUUGUUACUGGAGCAUCUGAGUUCUUGAACUGCAAGAGCAAUUGUGUUUAUUUUGUAGGGACGAGAAACGAAGAGAGGUGGCAGAACAGGGAAAUUCAUGUCGGGUUGGGUGUGUAUAGCCUGGAGAAAGGGGUUUCUGAGCCUCUCUGCUUUGGCACUGAUGCCCCUAGAUGUUACUCCUUUCCACUCUGGGUAACACCUACCAUGUCUUAGUGUGUUUCUUUGAAGAGAUUGAGCUUCCUCUCAUCAUCCUGCUCCCAAACGAGCACCAUCAGAGGCUGUGAAUCUUAUAGCAGAACCACUAUGCAGACAGAUGAAUAUGGAGCAAGACAAGAGGUGUAUGAAGGUAGAUUCCAGUUCAACUCAAUGCUUGUUUCAAACACACUUCUGUUAGACAAGUUUUUUAGUUCUUUUAGUUGCUUGCUUUUUUUGCUCUUGUUUUCUGAAAAUUUAGUUGAACAACUUCAGUUAUCAACGAGGAAAUGUAUGAAGCUGAAAUAUUAUCUUCAAACGAAUGUUUUGUUCU